This is a messenger RNA of Scheffersomyces stipitis CBS 6054, 1813 nucleotides long. Its product is annotated as 6-phosphofructo-2-kinase. Gene Ontology annotation, cellular component: cytosol. Gene Ontology annotation, biological process: fructose 2,6-bisphosphate metabolic process; fructose metabolic process. The coding region runs from base 348 to 1472 and encodes 374 amino acids. The transcript has a single exon. Gene Ontology annotation, molecular function: 6-phosphofructo-2-kinase activity; ATP binding. NCBI's taxonomy places the organism in Eukaryota, Fungi, Ascomycota, Pichiomycetes, Serinales, Debaryomycetaceae. The record is from RefSeq and is a predicted model, not a curated record.
CCCGAAUUUGGACGCCGGUGUUUUAUCUGUUUCUUUGUAGUUCUUCAUUCAUUACCAUUUAAUACAAAUCGUUUUAUUACUCUGUUAUCAAGACACAACUAGUACUGUUUUACUUGAUAUUACUCCUUAAUAAUACUACAGUAACUAAUAGUAUACCACAACUAAUAGUGCAACACAACACCUAAUAGCACUAUAGCCACUAUCGCGACUAGUAAAUUACAACUUAUAUACUACUAGUCCUUACUACUCUUUCUAUUUUUACUUGCUUCAUUCCCACCGCAGUCAUACCACAGUCACAGUAUCACUAUGACCUGCUAAUACAGCUACAGACAACACACCUAUCCAUAAUGACUGCACCAAAAGUAACCUUUGACUUUUUUGACAUGACUCCCCCCAACGAAAGCUAUAUACAAAUGGCCGGAGGCCAUGGGUCUCCUUCCAACUCAAAUUCCAAAAGACCCGAGAAGAUAACCAUUUCCUCCAGCACCUCGGACAUGAAGUUGAUUGACUCAACUAGCUCCAUCAACUCGUUGUUCGAUAACGUGGGCAACAGCUACAGCAAAAAUACCACCACAGCCACAUCGCCCGUGAUUUCCCGCGUUGACCUGAACUUCUUUUCAUCUGGUACGAACUCGGCUGCUAACUCAUUCGCCAACCCUUACCUCGUACCCAGACUUUCUCCUCUUGAAUUCACAUCGUUGGUCAACGAGAAGUUGAUUUCUCAGCACGAGAAGCUCGUGAUAAUGUUGUCGGGUUUGCCAGCUUCUGGAAAGAGUACUAUCUCCAGACAGCUCAAGAACUACAUCAACGCUACCAGCAACUUCACGGCCGAAAUCUACAACGCAGGCAAUGUACGUAGAAUGAACAAAAGCUUUGACAACUCCGACUACUUCAAGCCAGACAAUGUUCAAGGCAAAAUCGACCGUGAGAAGUACGCUGAUAUCACCGUCAACAACUUGAUCAACGACUUGAACUCCAACGUGAUCCAGGUAGGUUUCUUGGACGCCACCAACACUACCAUCGAAAGAAGAAAGAGAAUGAUGGACAUUAUCUCCAAGAACACGACCAACACCUGGGUUGCCAUCAUGGAUGUUCAGUGCACGAGCAAGAGAUUCAUCAACUUCAACAUCUCAGGCAAAGCGCACAACAACGACUACAAGGGCAGAAACUAUGCCGAAGCCGUGAGAGACUUCAAGAAACGUUCGGAACACUACUACAAGGUUUUUGAGCCCAUCACUUCCGAAGAACUCGAACUCUACCCACUCGCAGUUUACUUGAAGAUAGUCAACUGCGGUGAGAGCUUUGAGUUGAAAAAUGUAGAUCCUGGAUUCAAGGAAUAUCUGCAAUUAUACAAGGUUAUCAGUGAGUUUGCUUCUCAGUACUACGACAACGAGGGCAAACGCUACACUGAAGCCGUAGAUGCUUUCUACAAUAAUUCCAUCAAUGCCGCCAACUUCGUGCACUUUGGAUGAUUAAGAUCGCAAUAAACUAUCAUGAGUACACUUACAUUAUAGAAAUGACCACAUUACGGGUUACAGGAUAGGACAAAACUGGACACACCAAUUGAUGAUUUUACAAUAGAGAACACAAUACCAAUUGAUGACACUACUAAGAGAACACAUUCAUGACAAUAAUCAUUCAUUCUAAUUCACACACUAUCGGUUUAGGUUUACAAGAGUAUAUUCACUUCACUUCAAUCUUGCCACCGUCACGGUUGUCUGAUUCUUAUCAGUGCACCAUCUGACUGUGGUAUUGAGCUAUUUUUUAUGUACAGAAGGUUUCUUUACACACAUAAAAUAUUUUUUGUUAUUUU